GAUGUGAAGAAUGAGAUGAAAAUGGAGAGAAGUUGGGGUAGUGUCAUGAAGAAGGCCAUGGUGCUAUUGCUCUUGAUGACCAUCGGAGAAGGAGACCCAAUCCCGAGGCAGUGGCCGGAGAGGUUCCACGCCGUUCUUUACAUGAACAUCAGCGAUGGACGGCUCCAGAUCACGGAUCUAUGGUACGACUGGUCCGCAGGGAGAAACGUCAACCUUAUACAAAAGCAGCUUGGGGAUCUGCUACACGAUGUCGAAUGGAACAAUGGUACGUCUUACUACUACACGGUGGGGCCCAACAGCACCAACGAUGGAGAUUGUAACGUGAGGGAGUUUGGGGUUGGGAUCCCGAGACCAGAUUUUCUGGAUGAUGCCACGUAUCUCAGGAUGGAAUACACGGAUGGAUUUCUAUGCAAUUUGUGGACCAAAUUGGACUUCAUUUGGUAUUGGGAGGACGUCCUCACCCAGAUACCCGUCCGAUGGGAUUUCUACGAUGGGAUAUCCAGCCAUGUGAUGAAGUUUGAAGAGGGUGUGGAGCUGGAUAAGUCACAAUGGCAGGCACCAUCAUACUGCUUCAAAACACUUGACAACAAUGGUACCUUAUUACUUCAAGACCACAAUAACAAGCAAUAUGUCCCAAACCAUGCCUCAUGAAUGCAAUGCUAGCCAGGUGAUCCUCUGUAACAGAAUUCCAUUGCAUUGCAUUGCAUUGCAUUACGCAUGCAUGAGUUCUUUCUUGUUUUAAUUUACUGUCAUAUUGAGUAUGUGAUGUGAAACUUUGGAAAAAUAAGAUUUGAUUGGAUUAUGAUAACAAACUGAAAAGUCUCAGAAUCUCAUGUUGAUAAAUUUAAGAGGUUACAUUGAACUAUUAU
Messenger RNA from Dioscorea cayenensis subsp. rotundata (Guinea yam), 869 nucleotides. RefSeq lists its product as uncharacterized. Lineage: Eukaryota; Viridiplantae; Streptophyta; Magnoliopsida; Dioscoreales; Dioscoreaceae. The coding region runs from base 16 to 651 and encodes 211 amino acids. The record is from RefSeq and is a predicted model, not a curated record. The transcript has 2 exons.